Sitophilus oryzae (rice weevil) is the source of this 2168-nucleotide messenger RNA. It is a transcript of the gene Cog2, whose product is annotated as conserved oligomeric Golgi complex subunit 2. Bases 99 to 2120 code for a protein of 673 amino acids. Gene Ontology annotation, cellular component: COG complex; membrane. The transcript is spliced from 4 exons. Lineage: Eukaryota; Metazoa; Arthropoda; Insecta; Coleoptera; Curculionidae. Gene Ontology annotation, biological process: Golgi organization; intra-Golgi vesicle-mediated transport; protein transport. The record is from RefSeq and is a predicted model, not a curated record.
CCCACUUUUUAAGAUAACAUAACACAUAACCCCACUUUUUUUAUUUAUUUUUUAUUUUGAUUGUGUAUUAAUUAAAAGCUUAGUGUUUUGCGAUUAAAAUGGAUACCGUUGAAGAAGCAUCCUGGAAAGAAACAUUUUUUAAGACGAAUUUUAGUGUGGAUCAGUCUUUGGCAGAUUUUACUCAAAAAACAGAUUUAGAGAGUCUAAGGAGAUAUUUAAAAAGCUAUGGAACAGAAUUACAGUUGGAGAUGUCCGAUAUAUUAAAAAAUGAAACUGAAGCUAUCGUAAAUCUAGCAGAAUAUCUCACAAAUUUAAAUUCAAAGAUUGACAACUUAUCUAUUCCUAUAAGCCAGUUAAGCGAAGAGAUAAAGAAUUUAUAUGAACUUAUAAAAUCUGUUGAAGGGAGUUUUGAUUCAAUGAUGAGUGAAAUAAAAAACAAUAACUUAAAACAAAAUCACAUACAUUUGAAAUUAGGAAUUGUAAGUUCAUGUCUAUAUGUAAAUUUAAUAUUAGAAGCUGUUGAGAAAGAUUUAUAUAAAAAUUUAGACACACUGGAAAGAAUUGUUAACAAAUUUUCCUUUCAAAAGGUUUAUCUAUGUGAAUUAUCACUUCUGACUCCUGAAAUUCAACAAAUUAGUGCAAAUGUAGAAGAAAAGUUAGUUGCAAAUAUUAAUAAGUGUUUACUCAGUGGCUUGAAAGAUGAAGACAAAGAUAUUCUCUUAAAAUGUCUAAGAAUGUAUGUCAAUUUACAAAAAGAACAAGAAGCAUACAAUACUUUUCAGUUAAAUAUUUUAAGACCUGAACUCCAACCCCUGUUUACUCAAAGAUAUUUAGAAAGAAGUGGGCAGGAUUUGGAAAAGAUUUACUCAGAAGUAAGAGCAAUUUUACAUGGCAAAACAGAUUUGUUAUCAGAAAUUAUAAAAGAAAAUCCAGAGCUAUGUUCCUUUAACUUUAUACUAAAAUCAUUUUGGGUAGAGUUCGAUAAGCAGUCAACAGCUGGAUUAUCAUAUAUUACAGCACCAGGUAAUCCUGAAUUAUUCCAGAAAAGAUUUAUUAGCACCUUUAAGUUAAUAAAAUAUAUUGCUGAAAAAAGUGGUAAUAAAGAUUUAGUAUCCAAGGAUGAAUCUUUUCAGAACAAUCUAAAAAGAUUCAAUUUACCAGUGUAUUUUGAAAUUAAGUUUCAGCAGAUUGCUGGGAAUUUUGAAAGCGAAAUUUAUAACACUUCACUGAAUAAUAUAUAUCUUCACAAUAAUGACCAUUUCUGUACACUGAAGCCUUCCUUAGCAUUAUUUAAAGCAACUCAGUCUUGUUUUCAUUCAAAUGUUUACAUUGACCAGUUAGCAGAUCAGUUUAUAAAGUUGUCUUUAAUGCUUUUAUCCAGAUACAUUAAACUGAUUGACCAAGUGAGAGUCAGUAUUCCUGUGGAGACUGACAAAGAACAGAUUGAUAAUUUUAUAAUACACUGUUUGUUUGAUUUAAAUGCAAUUGGAGAGCAACUUGCACCAAGAUAUAGGGAUGUUAGUGAUGUUGAUAAGACAAUAUUUUCUAUUGUAAAUCAAAACAUAUGGAAUAUUCUUCCAAAAGUUUUUCAACAAAAUGAAAAAGUUAUUCUGAGUUAUAAGUUAGUUCUAGAAGAAUAUUUAAUUGAUACAAAGAAUAAUGAGUGCAAUACACAACUACAGAAUGUCACAGCAAUUCCAAGACUGUAUAGAAGAACUAAUAGGAAUCCCCCUAAAGAAGCUAGUGCUUAUAUGGUUAAUACUGUAAAACCCAUAUUGCAUUUUUAUGAUAAAUUUAGGCCUAAGUUAGGUCAAGAAUUGGAUGAAAUCUUAAACAAGAUUAUUAUUAAAACCACAGAUCAUUAUCUUUCAUUGGUUCAAGAGGUACUUAGCUCUGUGUGCAAAACAGAGGAAUCUUUAAGAAGAUUAAAAAGUAGAGCUUUAAAUAAAACAUCAAAUGAUGAGAUGGCACAACAUCAAACUGAUACUAUCACAGAUGAAACAAAAAUUAGGGAGCAAAUAAAAUAUGAUGUUGGAUAUUUUUGUGAUAAGUUUUAUCCCUUGGCAAUACCAUCUACUAGGCAAGCAAUGGAGACUUUGAAAAGAGAAGUUUGUAAAUGAAAUGUAAAUUUGUUUAUUUUAUUAUUUAAUUAAAAAAAUAUGACUACU